Molecule: messenger RNA, 900 nt
Organism: Ogataea parapolymorpha DL-1
Lineage: Eukaryota; Fungi; Ascomycota; Pichiomycetes; Pichiales; Pichiaceae
Exons: 1
Coding region: 1-900 (299 amino acids)
Cellular component (GO): cytosol; nucleus
Molecular function (GO): mRNA binding; RNA 7-methylguanosine cap binding
Source: RefSeq, a predicted model, not a curated record
AUGUCUGACUUCGCAACCAAGCUGACCACUGUGGUGGACGAUGACGACCAAAUGGACGUCGAGACCGCAGAGCUGCCCCCACACCUUGCACACAUAGGUGAGACCGAGCAGACAGCGCCAUCAGCGUCUCCUGAACGCGUUUCGAUGGAACCUGAGGAACACGACCCAAACGAGCUCAGGCCGGGGUCGUUGCUUCUUUCGGGCGUCGACGAGCUGGACACGAGGGCAAUCAAGCUGUACAUUGACUCUUUUUUGAAGCCAGACCUCAAAUUCGAGAACAGGGAAGCGUAUGCCAAGUUUAACUACACUCUCGAAUGGGUGGACGACAAGAAAAUCAACAUUGUGUUUGAACAGCCCGACGCUGCCUUGGAGGCACUGAGCCUGCUGUCUGAGGUGUCUGACGGUCUUUCUCCUGAACAGGAACGUGGCGCCAUGGAAUACAUCAGCAACGAUCCUGGCUUCAACGACCAGAACGUCAGACUCUCAAUAAGACAGAGCUACUGGGGAGACAGAAAGGUCAAGGGUGCCAGAAACUACUCGCGCUACUAUCUGAUCCACGGCGAGCCGGAGCCGACUCAGAGAAAGAGAACAUACCGCAACUACAAAGCAGGACGAGGUGGAGCCCGCAACAGAGGGCCCGACCUGAUCACAGGCGAGGACACUGGGCCUGUGGAGGAGCAGGAUGGCGAUUCCCACCGAAAAUUGGAGGUUUCUGGAAGAUGGGACGGCCCAAGAUCGAGAGGCCCGCCAAGAGGUUCCUCGAGAGGGAGAAGCGAAAGGGGUCGUGACAGAUACAGAGAGAGACAGCAACCGAGAAAAGGAAACCGCGACGACGAGGAAGACUUGUUCCCGGACUUCCUGAAAAAUAGAGACAGAUCGCCGGCCAGAAUGGAGGAGUGA